This is a messenger RNA of Exophiala spinifera, 1575 nucleotides long. RefSeq lists its product as uncharacterized. The record is from RefSeq and is a predicted model, not a curated record. The transcript has a single exon. The coding region runs from base 1 to 1575 and encodes 524 amino acids. NCBI's taxonomy places the organism in Eukaryota, Fungi, Ascomycota, Eurotiomycetes, Chaetothyriales, Herpotrichiellaceae.
AUGGCUUUUUCGCACGAUGCAUCGACAUCUUCCAGCCAUCUGCAAUCACCUCCUUCACGAACCAAGACUCGGGGUACUAUGGACCAAGAAUUGGAAGCAAGAAGAAUGACCGCAGCUUCUGUCCGACGAAGGACAUUCCAAGAGCGACGGCAAUUGAACAACCUUGAACAAGAGCAUCGAGCGGAGAAUAAGAGACAUAAUAAACCAUAUGACAGCACCACGAGCGAUGAAAAAUAUUCGGAAGCUUUUUUGGCAAACUAUAUGGCCACGGACAAAGACCGCUUUGAGCGCGAGUCCUCGGUCGAAACGCCAUCAGAAUGCAGCGUCUUGACGCCAGGCGAGCCUCGACAAGAUAGUGCAACCUUUGGUCAACCCAGCAUAUUGGACUCUUCCACCGACACUCCUCUCAAGCUCGAAAUACCAGACCAUGAGGACGUCAUGCAAGUGGCUAUGGAAGGAACUCAGAUUUUGAUCCCUCCCUCCCCUCAACCAGCUUUCCAAGCAUCUCUGGCGUCAUGGUCGGACUUCCAGUACGAUCGAUACUCGAUGAUGCUGAGCUCGCCGGUGACGUCCGAGAUCCAGACUCCAGACCUGGAGGAUGAGGAAACGUUUUCACCGAUAGAGACAGCAACACCGGUGUCUUUCCGACAGCCAAGAGCACGGCCGUCGCUCAUAUCAAUCGUAAGCAGCCCCCACCGGAGCAAGCGACGAAAUACAUCAUCAGCACAUAGUCCUCUAUCCCAAGAAGUGUUCCAACCACCUAAACGGGCUGCCAGAAGACCAUCAUCCAGUUCAUCCCUGACCGGAUUCCCCGCCGCUGAAGCCACGUUGUUUGAGGUUCCAGAUUUACCAGCCAACGCAAUUGAGAUGAUCGCUUCGGCAAGUCAAGACUCGUUGCUUCUUUCUUCAUUUUCGUCAAACCAGGCGAGAGCUUCGACUUUGAGGAAAUCAAGCGUGCCUCGGUUACCCUCAGCGCUCAAUCAUAGCCGCGUGAGUAGCACCAAGAGCCUGGUCAGAACACCUCCAUUUGCGACGCAUGCGAGAACAUUUUCUGGUGCUUCAAGCCACCGUAGUCGGCCGUCGACGGCGAGCAUCUCUGGUGGUGUGGAGGCAACUCCGGCUCCGAAGAAGCCGGCUUCCUACAGCGCAUCCGCAUCGCGCGCUUCCGCCAUGCUACGGCGUCCAUCGACAGCGAUGAGCGUGUCGAGUUCGGACAGUCACAGCCACGGAAUCAUAACGGCGUUACCGUCUGUCCCGAUAUCGGCCGACGAGGACAGUCAUUCUGAUAACACACGAUCUAUGCAACGAAAGAAGUCUUUUCAAAACCUGCGACGGCGGAGUGAAAGCAUACACCAGGCCAUCAAGGGACUCGGCAAAAUCACCACGAGGCAGGAUACCCCAGCGAUGCCGAGCAUCUCAACUCCAUACCCCGAGGACCCUUCGAGGUCUCCUGUACCACCUCUACCGUCGGCCCGGACUGGAAAAGGUAGUGUGCGCACACCCUCAUUCAUGUCGACAUUCUCCAGGAGCAGCAACGGCAGCGGUAUCGUCGGUCUGGGAUUGCGUAACAUCUGA